GCCUCAUAGAUUUCGAUAUGUGGCGUGCGGUGGAAUAUACGACUCAAAAAAGGAAGAAGAUGAAAGGAUACGAGUACGACCCAAUCUUUAUUUUCUUCUUCAUUGGGAAGAUUACGGUGCCAUAGAUGUAGCAAAUAAGAAAGACAAUGAUACUUCUCAAAGUCAGCAAAAAUGCAGAACCUGAUGCAGAGAAUGCAUAUGCCAGUUUCCAAGGGCUUCUACAGCUUGCUAAGAUAACCAAUGCUGAUGUGGAUCUUUCCCGUGGAGCUUGCAAGAAGUGUGGCCGUGUUGGGCACCUCAAGUUCCAGUGCAAGAACUAUGUGAAACUUCAUGAUGAAAAGGUGGAGAAGGAUCUUGAAGCAAUGCAGCCACUGGGGUUGGUUGGAAUAGAUAAUUUGAAGGGAAAAUCUGAGGUGAAUAAGAGAAACAAUGUUGAGAGCUCAGAAGAGGAGGAAGAGGAUAAUGAGAGUUCAGAUUCUGAGAUUGAUUCAGAGAUAUUGAGAGAGCAAUUGCUCAAAGGUCUGGGAAGGGAGGUUCUUAUAGACAGAAGAAGGAGGAUUCAGAUGAUGAUGAUGAGUCAACUGACAGUGAUUCAAGUGAUGGAGAUAAUUUUCUUUAGACACAUAUCUAUUUUUAUUAGACACAUAUCUACCGGUGGCUGCCACCGUGCCACAUGUACCGAACCUGGUGUAGUCGCAUGAUUCGUGCUUGCCUGUGCCUCUGGCCAUUGUAACAACAAUUCUCUUGAAGCUUGAAACGAUACUCUUUCCGGCUUCUCCACCUCCCAUAUUUUUUCAUUUCUUCUCUUCCAUAAGCACCACAAUAUCAUCGCAAAGUAGCUUUUUUGAGGCUCCUGCAGCGCUGCUAGACCUGCAAAACAUAAA
Molecule: messenger RNA, 884 nt
Organism: Trifolium pratense (red clover)
Lineage: Eukaryota; Viridiplantae; Streptophyta; Magnoliopsida; Fabales; Fabaceae
Product: CAX-interacting protein 4-like
Exons: 2
Coding region: 147-701 (184 amino acids)
Molecular function (GO): zinc ion binding; nucleic acid binding
Source: RefSeq, a predicted model, not a curated record